AUGAAUCAAGUGAACAUACAAAAAUUUCUUUCGGUGGCAGGAAGAGAGGUUAUGAUAAAAGCUGUCAUUCAAUCCAUCCCUACUUAUGUUAUGUCUUGUUUCCAGCUUCCAACAACUUUUUGUGCUGAGAUUGAUUCCAUGGUGUGUCGUUAUUGGUGGGGACAAAGUGGAAAUAAGAGGAAAAUUCAUUGGACCUCAUGGGAAGCUUUGUGUCACCCGAAAUGGGAGGGAGGAAUGGGCUUCCGCCGAUUGGCGGAUUUUAACAGUGCUUUGUUGGCCAAACAGGGAUGGCGCCUCCUUCAGUCCCAUGACUCGUUAUUUGCACGGUUGAUGCGGGCCAAGUAUUAUCCGACCUCGACGUUUUUGGAAGCAGAGUUGGGGUGCAAACCCUCUUUCACAUGGCGGAGUAUUUUUAAUUCUAGACCCCUGUUGAUGGCCGGUUUACGGUGGAGAAUUGGAGACGGACACACUGUUAAAAUUUGGAGCGAUAGGUGGUUGCCUCGGGGUCAUUCUUUUCUCCCCAUUUCUCCUCCUUCUCUUCCUCAGGAUACUACG
Camellia sinensis is the source of this 555-nucleotide messenger RNA. Lineage: Eukaryota; Viridiplantae; Streptophyta; Magnoliopsida; Ericales; Theaceae. The record is from RefSeq and is a predicted model, not a curated record.